Messenger RNA from Rosa chinensis, 2418 nucleotides. RefSeq names its product probable acyl-activating enzyme 17, peroxisomal. The record is from RefSeq and is a predicted model, not a curated record. The transcript is spliced from 14 exons. The coding region runs from base 92 to 2269 and encodes 725 amino acids. Lineage: Eukaryota; Viridiplantae; Streptophyta; Magnoliopsida; Rosales; Rosaceae.
CGAUAAGAAUCUCUCCUAGGACCAAAAAAAAAAAAAUAUAAUAAUCUCUCCUACACUUAGUCACACUCUCUCGCCGUCAUAAUUACCGGCGAUGUCGUACAAGAGCCUCGACGCCGUUACGGUCGCCGACAUCGCAGCUCUCGGGAUUGAGCCGGAGCUCGCCAACAGACUCCAUGGAAGUCUCGCUAAGAUCAUCGCCGAUCACGGCGCUGCCACUCCGGACACGUGGCGCAGUAUCACUGGGCACGUGCUCAGCCCGGACCUCCCCUUCUCCUUCCACCAGAUGAUGUACUACGGUUGCUAUAAGGACUUCGGACCCGACCCGCCCGCCUGGCUCCCCGACCCGGAGACUGCGGUUUUAACAAAUGCCGGCCAGCUACUGGAGAGGCGGGGAAAAGAGUUUUUGGGUUCUCAAUAUAAGGAUCCCAUAUCUAGCUUUUCCGAUUUUCAGGAGUUUUCGGUGUCAAACCCAGAGGUUUAUUGGAAAACUGUACUAGAUGAGAUGAAUGUGUCGUUUUACAAGCCGCCCCAAUGUAUUUUACGUGAGAAUCUGUCUGGAGAUGGGCAUUUAUUAGUUCCAGGAGUUCAAUGGCUUCCUGGAGCAUGUGUGAAUCCAGCAAAGAAUUGCUUGAGUUUAAAUUCUAAGAGGAGCUUGAAUGAUACAAUGGUAGUAUGGCGUGACGAAGGAAAGGAUGAUCUGCCUUUGAAUAAGAUGACACUUAAAGAAUUGCGUGCAGAGGUUUGGUUAGUUGCACAUGCUCUCCAAGCACAAGGUCUGGAGAAAGGAUCUGCAAUCGCAAUCGAUAUGCCAAUGAAUGUCAUUUCUGUAGUUAUCUACCUGGCUAUUGUUCUGGCAGGUUACGUAGUUGUAUCAAUCGCUGAUAGUUUUGCUCCCCCUGAAAUAUCAACCAGACUAAAAAUUUCGGAGGCAAAAGCCAUAUUUACCCAGGAUGUAAUAGUUCGUGGUGAGAAAAGUCUACCCUUGUAUAGUAAAAUCGUGGAUGCUCAAUCUCCUAUGGCCAUUGUUCUCCUUACAAGGGGCUCCAAAUCUAGUGUGAAAUUGCGUGAUGGUGACAUUUCUUGGCAUGAUUUUCUAAACACAGUAAAAGAUUUCAAAGAUGAAUUCGCUGCUGUGGAACAACCUGUAGAAGCAUUUACAAAUAUCCUCUUCUCAUCUGGAACUACUGGGGACCCAAAGGCAAUUCCAUGGACCCAUUCAACUCCUUUCAAAGCAGCUGCAGAUGCCUGGUGCCACAUGGACAUUCGUAAAGGUGAUGUUAUUGCUUGGCCCACAAAUCUUGGGUGGAUGAUGGGUCCUUGGUUGGUGUAUGCUUCGUUGUUAAAUGUUGCUUCCAUUGCCCUAUACAAUGGAUCUCCACUUGGACCUGGCUUUUCCAAGUUUGUUCAGGAUGCCAAAGUAACAAUGCUUGGCGUAAUCCCUAGUAUUGUUCGGACAUGGAAAAGUACAAAUUCUACUUCAGGCUAUGAUUGGUCAGCCAUCCGUUGCUUUAGCUCCACCGGUGAAGCAUCAAAUGUAGACGAAUACCUAUGGCUGAUGGGGAGGGCUGGAUACAAGCCUAUCAUAGAGUAUUGUGGUGGUACAGAAAUUGGCGGUGCCUUUGUUUCUGGGUCAUUGUUGCAGGCUCAGUCUUUGGCUUCUUUUAGCACUCCAGCUAUGGGCUGCAGUUUGUUUAUUCUUGGCACUGAUGGAAGUCCUAUUCCACAAAAUGAACCAGGGGUUGGUGAACUGGCGCUUGGUCCCCUCAUGUUUGGAGCUUCGAGUACACUGUUGAAUGCUGAUCAUUAUGAGGUCUAUUUUAAGGGAAUGCCAUUAUGGAAUGGGAAGGUUUUGAGAAGACAUGGGGAUUUGUUUGAGCGGACAUCCAGGGGUUACUAUCAUGCUCAUGGUCGAGCAGAUGAUACAAUGAAUCUUGGAGGCAUCAAGGUUAGUUCUGUUGAGAUUGAACGAAUCUGUAAUGCAAUUGACACCAACAUCCUCGAGACAGCUGCCAUUGGGGUGCCGCCUGCUGGAGGCGGACCAGAGCAGCUGGUAAUUGCUGUUGUAUUUAAGAAUUCAGAUAAUCCACCUGCAGAUUUGAAUCAAUUAAGAGCAUCCUUCAAUUCAGCUGUGCAGAAGAAACUAAAUCCCUUGUUUAAGGUUUCUAGAGUUGUGCCCCUCCCUUCUCUUCCAAGAACAGCAACAAAUAAGGUCAUGAGAAGGAUUCUGCGGCAGCAGUUUGCUCAAGUAGACCAAGGUGCUAAGCUAUGAAAGAAGAGUUACUCUUGAAUAAAGGCAAUGCCAAGCACCUUACUUGAUGCAUAAAAUGUUCAACCAUUUGUUAUCGUCCAAUAAUAAACUUUUUGUACAGAUUCGUUACAAACUUUCAAUAUUCAUCAGCAUUUCUACUCUUGAAAGAA